Molecule: messenger RNA, 1641 nt
Organism: Etheostoma spectabile (orangethroat darter)
Lineage: Eukaryota; Metazoa; Chordata; Actinopteri; Perciformes; Percidae
Gene: c2cd4a
Product: C2 calcium dependent domain containing 4A
Exons: 2
Coding region: 216-1562 (448 amino acids)
Source: RefSeq, a predicted model, not a curated record
UCAUUUAACUGUCUUCAUCCCUCAAACAGCCACAUAUGUGCUGUUCCUGACAAGCGAGAACCUCCAUCCCGCUGUAAAAAGUAACUAAGAGAUUUUUCACAACAGCCUAAACUUUUAGCUGGCGCUAUCAGUUCAUCUUGUUCAGGACAAUAUUGUGGAUUAUCCAUCAUUUAUUUCAAAAUAUUAAGAGUUUCAUCAUUCCUACAAGAGGACCCAUGUGGGUGGUGGAGAAGAUCCGUGUGUCAGUGGAGAGAUCUUACCUGCCUAUCCCAUCAGCAGAACUCAGCUUUAAAAUUAGUGACAUCAUGUUCGGGGAAAAGGGCGACAAACCCAAAAAGAUUUCCCUCUGUCCUAAUGUCAUCACCCCCGACAACAUCCCUGAGUUCUGCAUCCCCCCGACAAUCCCAUCCCUGCAGGAGUUGAAGAAUACGGAGCAGAGCCGGGCUGCUUGCGUAAUCAAGGUGUCUGCCUGUGGGGGGGGCAGUCCUGAAAUAGACGUGUCAUGUCAUGAGACAAUGAACCCGCACAUUAUACAGGUAGAGAGUGUGGAUGAGAACCCCUAUGAUGGCUGCAGCGAUGAGGAAACCACCAAUGCAGAUCCCCAGAGCCAAGCUGCCUUGUCUCUUCCACACAUGGCCAAAGCUCAGACCUGCUAUGGCUUUUGUACCUUACUGGAGAGUCCCCACACAAGGAGGAAGGAGUCACUCUUCCACUCUGAUCCUGGCUCUUCUCCCCUGCUGCUGCCCAGGAGUAGAUCCAGCGUGUGCUCUAAAGUCUCCCCCUCCACUUCCCCCUCCUCCUCUCCUUCUUCAUUCAGCCUUAACACCCUGACCUCCAGGCUUUCCCCGAGGGGAUACACCCUGAACUGGCAGGCCACUCUGGACAGCGAUACAACUUCCUCUACUGAAUCCUCUCCUUUCAGCUCACCACUGCUGGCCAGGUGCCCUGCCAAGUCUUCCCUCUUCAAAGCACUGAGCCAUGAACUGCUGUUGUCAAGGAACAUGAGGAAGGCAAUGGUGUCAAGGAACAAUUCCCUGUCCACAGAUGAAGGCAGCUCCACAGACAAUAGCCCCAAUGUCAUGAGGAGGGCAUCAGAUGGGUUAGCUGAAGGCCUGCCCAGCAGCUACAGGCUGGCGCCACCCAACUUCUUCCCCAUGGACUUGACUCUGCACAGAGAGAGUGUAAUGAAGGAGAGAAUGGCACCCAUAGGGAAAGAUGGCAGCCUAAGACUCUCAGCUGAGUACUGCCCGGAUAACCAAAGACUGCGGGUUCGACUGAUCAGUGCUGAGGGCCUCUAUCCGCUCUCUGUAGACCCCAAGAUUAUCAACUGCAGCGUCAGCCUUUCUCUGGUGCCCGGAAAAGUCCAGAAGCAACGCAGCACAGUCAUCAGAAAGAGCCGUAAUCCGAUCUUCAAUGAGGAUUUCUUCUUUGAUAGUAUCUCAGAGGACGACCUCAGCCAGCGGUCCCUUCGCUUUAAAGUAGUGAACAAAAUGUCCACUCUGAAAAGAGACUAUCUUCUGGGUGACUGUGAUUUGCCUCUUUCUAGCAUUGUGACGUCAUAAACCUAAGUACUUCCUUAGCUGCUUAUUUAUGUAUGAAAGUAUUUAUUUACAUUUUUGUAUUGUAAAUCAAUAUUUUAUA